This is a messenger RNA of Calliphora vicina (urban bluebottle blowfly), 1143 nucleotides long. RefSeq names its product clavesin-2-like. The record is from RefSeq and is a predicted model, not a curated record. Gene Ontology annotation, molecular function: phosphatidylinositol bisphosphate binding. The transcript is spliced from 3 exons. Bases 189 to 1115 code for a protein of 308 amino acids. NCBI's taxonomy places the organism in Eukaryota, Metazoa, Arthropoda, Insecta, Diptera, Calliphoridae. Gene Ontology annotation, cellular component: membrane.
AAUUGACAGGUCAAACAUCUAAACAAGAGAAUAAAGUAAACAGCUAUUCUUCUGAGGUCAUCUUCUAUAAAUGCGCCUUGAAAAAGCACAAAUAACCAUCUACAAAGUAACUGUGUUAUUUAUUAUCAUUACUUCAACUUAAUUUGAUGAUUCACUGAACUGAAAAAAACUCUUAAGUCUUUAAAAUAAUGUCGGAGUAUUUGGAAAUCGCGAUAAACAAAUCUAUGAACAAAAGCUGCCAUAAUAAUUUGAAAUAUUUUCCAAAUCAUGAUAAUAUCAAAAAGAAACUUGAGGGAAAUCAUCAACAAAUUUUAGAAAUAUUUAGAAGUAUGAUUGAAUCGAGCAUUAAUUUAGCAUUAAAAGAUAAAUCAAUUUGUUUUGAUGAUAGUUUUCUUUAUCGUUUUUUAUAUGCAAAAAAAUUUGAUUGUAAUGCAGCUAUGGAUUUGAUUAUUAAUUAUUUAGUCAAUAAGAGAAAUACCAUGAUUUGGCAAAAUAUAAAUAUAUUUGAUGAAAAAAUACAACAUGCUUUGGUGGAUGGGAAUCCAGGAAUACUAAAUGAAAGAGAUAGACGAGGCAGACAAGUGAUUACUUUUACUGCUGCUAAUUGGAAUACCAGCAAAUAUUCUCUAGAAGAUAUUUAUCGAGCACUAUUAUUAACCCUCGACACAUUGUUGGAAGAUAUACAAAAUCAAGCCUUAGGAUUUGUAAUAAUUGUUGACUGGACUAAUUUUACGUAUAAACAAUCAAAGUAUUUAACCCCGAAAAUAAUGAAACAUAUUAUUGAAGGAUUGCAGGAAUUUAUGCCAGUUAAAUUUAAGGGAAUUCAUUUUAUCUCUCAACCGUGGUAUGUGGACUUUACUUUAACAGCUAUAAAACCAUUUUUUAAAGAUAAAAUAAGGAAACGAAUUUACGUGCAUGGAUCUAACCUGAGUUCAAUGCAUAAUCUUAUUUGUAAAGACAUCUUGCCUCCUGAAUUAGGUGGUGAAGCACCCAACGUGAACCAUUUCGACUGGUUUCAUUUCUUAGUCAAAUGUAGUCAAUCGUCAGAUAUUCCAAAAGAAUAUAGAAUUAUUAAAACAAUUGUAUAUACUAAAUCUCCUAUGAGUAUGAAAUAAAAUAAAAUUAUAAAAUUCAAAACAAUAA